Messenger RNA from Penaeus monodon (black tiger shrimp), 1690 nucleotides. Its product is annotated as tubulin-specific chaperone C-like. The record is from RefSeq and is a predicted model, not a curated record. Gene Ontology annotation, biological process: post-chaperonin tubulin folding pathway; tubulin complex assembly. NCBI's taxonomy places the organism in Eukaryota, Metazoa, Arthropoda, Malacostraca, Decapoda, Penaeidae. Gene Ontology annotation, cellular component: cytoplasm. Gene Ontology annotation, molecular function: tubulin binding.
CUUUCUACACACUUGGGGAAUACAUGAACAAGGCUGACCAGACACGAAAGAUUGACCACAUUAUUUGGAGUAACCAGUAUCCUGUUAUUUCGGAGAGGCAGGACGACCUUGCUGGCAAGAAGUAAGAGAAGGACUUGCAAAGUAUUUGGAAGCUGCACAAGAACUGGUAACCAUGGCAACAACGAAGGUUUUGAUCUACCUUAGUGGAUUCACCAUGGCGGGGUAUUUUCUCAUGAAGCUUGUUGAACGUGACCCUGAGGCACUGCGCAAGGAGUUACCAGAGAGAUACCAGGAGGACUAUCAGAACGCUGCUAAACAGCGCACUGCACAGUUUAUGACCGUACUCAAGAAUGUAGCAGAGGGUGACGACCCAGCCACAGCUUCCAGAAAACUCCGUGAACAGCUAGAAAAAGAAGCCCAGAAGAAUCCGCCUGUGCCUACAAAGUCUUCUUGAGUUUAUUAUGUGUAGAUAAUUUAUGUAAUGUAUAUUUUUUUUUGAGAAAGCAGAAUAUUAUAGUAGUUGCUUGGAGUAGUGGUUUCCAGGCAUUUUAGGGGAUACAAGAUUAUUCAAACUUAGCACCAUGAAUGCAUCGGUGGAUUCUGGCACCCAGGCCCAGAUCCUGGAAAGAAUGAAAAAGAGAACAGAGGAAAUAGCUCAGCGGGCAGAAGUGCGGCGACAGGAGAAACAAGGCCAAGCUGCCAUGUCAGAAAAUGCAGAUUAUUUCCAGGAAACCUUCCAGAAUAUGAAGGAUGACAUUGAGAGGAAAAUUGAUGAUGCAGGAAACAUAAAGAAGGCUCAGUUGCUGGAUUAUUUUGACGAGCUGGUGAAGGAUGUGCAGCAGAUGCAGGAGUUCUUGAAUGAGUCAUCCAUGUUUUUGGCUUCUUUCCAGGUCAAGAAGGCUCAGGAGCAUAUUAAGACCUUAAAUAAUCUAGUUCAUGAUAAAAUUGAUGAACUGCAACCAAAGAAAAAAUUUGGAUUUGGUAGGAAAAAGACAGGUGGAGAGAAAAGCACAAAGGCCAAGGAAUUAAAGAAAGAUGGUGUGGAUGGAUGUUCCAAGGAGAAAAAUACUUUGAAUGAAAUCAUAGAGAAACAGUUCUUUGGUUUCAAAGACCAGUCAAACCAAACUCUGAUAAAAUCAGCGGAGGAACUUGACAACCGACAGUUGAAUAUCCACAACCUUGAUAACUGUAAGGUUAUAGCCUUAGGAAAUCCAAGCACCCUGCAAGUAGCCUCACUUAGAAAUUGCACAGUCAUUGUUGGUCCAACAUCAAGGUCUGCUUUCAUCAAGGAUUGUAUAAACUGUAAAUUCAUGAUAGCUUGCCAGCAGCUGCGUAUCCAUGAUACCAAAAAUACCCAGUUCUACCUCCAUGUCACUGGUGCAGCCAUUAUAGAAAAUUGCCAUGAUGUCCAGUUUGCACCCUACACUAUCAACUACCCAGAGUUGAAAGAGCAUUACUGCAAGAGUGGCCUGGAUUUGAAAACCAAUUAUUGGGACAAGAUUGAGGAUUUCCAUUGGCUCAAUGAAAAUGAAAAGUCUCCAAAUUGGUCAGUCAUUCCAGAAAAAGAAAGAAUUGACAACUGGCUAAAGUGAAAGUGUCACAACAAGAUACAGAUAUUUACAUGAUUCCGAGCCUCAGGAUAUUUCUAAGAAUGUAAAUAAUUUAAUAAACCAUAGAUAAAGAAAAAUUA